Molecule: messenger RNA, 246 nt
Organism: Hydatigera taeniaeformis
Lineage: Eukaryota; Metazoa; Platyhelminthes; Cestoda; Cyclophyllidea; Taeniidae
Source: the annotation of a GenBank genome assembly
AAUGAAGUCGGUCGUGAUGAUCUGUCUUCGUGCCGAGGCAUCUCUGAGUCGGAAAGUGACGGCUUAGAGCGCUCAUGCUCAGUGGAAGUUCCACUGAAUGACAAAGGUGGGGUUGAAGUUGAUGACAACGUUGACGGUGUUGUCGAUAUUCCUUUCUCUUCGUUUGGUGCCAAUGCACUAGAGGUGCGACGAAAACUACUAGUGUCGAAGGUAGUCACCGGAACAGAGGCAGAAUGCUGUUGUUGA